AUGCUUCCAGAGCGUCGUGGAUUUGAUGAAGAAAUGGAAAGAAUAUCCGGUAUUAUCAAUAGUGCCUUUUCUCUUUUUGACAACUGUUAUUGGAGUGUUCCAACACCGGCUUAUCCUGAACCUCGAAUCACUGUCAGCGUUCACUUUUGUAUUGAAGCCAGUAAAGUGAAACCUUCUCCUUUUCCUGUAGAUGUGACAUAUGUUUUCGAAGGAAAUAAGUUCGUUCAUCAUCCAAGUAUACCGUUUCAACCAAAAUGGUUACUUGAUAUCCUUGACAUGAAGAAGAUACUGUUCAAGUUAGCUCUGGAACGCGAUCUACUCCCCGAUUUGCAAAGAGGAAGGAAAGUCAGUGGCGAUCGAAGAAUCCAUAAUCAACCAAACCUAUCUUCUGCUGGUAGAUUUUCUAUUCAAGAAUCAAUUUCUGUUGAAUCUGAUGGAUCAAAUCUCAAGGACCAAAGAAUUCGUGAUCAGCUAAGUCUCUCUUCUGCUAGUGAAGCUUCUAUUCCAGUAGUUGAAUCUGAUUCUGCUGUAUCUAAUAGAGCAAAUUUAAAGAAUCAAGGUAUUAGUGAUCAAGCAAGUUUGUCUUCUCCUGGUGGAGCUUCCAUUGAAGUGGUUGAAUCUGUUGCUGCUAAAUCAAGUUUUGGAAUUGAUCAGACGGGGCAGACUCCACUUCAGUAUGAUAAAAAGAGAACACAUUUAUUUCAGAAGCAGGAGCGUAUAAUAAGGAAUUUAAAGAAGAAAUUGCAGCUUGUUAAUCAGCAAAGAAGAUUAGAGAGAGACGGGCAUAAUACAUACAAGAGAACUAUGACUUCCUUGUUUACUCAAGACCAAAUACUUACUUUUAUCAGGCAAGAAAGAACCGGAAGAAUGCCGAAACCUCAGAAAUGGUCCAACUCAACAGUUAAGAAAGCUUUAUUGCGCUUAAAUUCACUUGCGCAAAUACAGGGUACGAUCAACUUUUGAGACAAGGUUUUUCCUUUCCAUCGCGCAGGACUCUAAGUAGGAGGAUCGAACAUAUUAAAUUCAAACCAGGAAUUUCAGAUAAAAUGUUCCACUAUUUAAAAGAUAAAGUCGAAAGUUUUAUUAAUGAAAUUGACAAAGAGUACUCAGUAGCAUUGAUGAAGUUACUUUAACAGAAGGUCAAAUGUUUGAUCCACAAACUAAAGUAUUGUUAGGUCACAUAACUCUUCCGCAUGGUGUUGAUGGAACAGUUAAGCAUGCUAUUGUUUAUGUUUUAACGGGAACGGGUGCACGCUGGAAGCAGGUGAACACAUUGGCCUGCGAGUAAAUAGCGUUACUUUUUACAUGGACCCAAAUGACGUGGCUUGUUAGAAUUCAUUUGGCAUAACAGCUGGAAGAAACAUUGAAAUUAAGAACUCGAUUCCACAUCCUCAUCCUCAAGGAACUCCUGAUCGCAGAUGGAAACAAUUUUCCGUUCAUGGUAUGCAGUCGUGCAAAAAUAUGAGAGUCUGAAUUUAUUCGAUUUUUUCUUACCUAAAUUCGCAUUGAUCCAUGCUUUCAUUUAUCAUGUCACGACUUAAAAGACAAAAUAUUGCGCAGACUUUUACUAUUUCGUCUAAGAAUUUGUAAUCAACCUAAAAUCAACGAAAAGAAUAUUGAUAAAAAGUACUCUAGCAAAAGCAUGGCGAUGCAUACGA
Messenger RNA from Belonocnema kinseyi, 1658 nucleotides. RefSeq lists its product as uncharacterized. The transcript is spliced from 8 exons. The coding region runs from base 1 to 963 and encodes 320 amino acids. NCBI's taxonomy places the organism in Eukaryota, Metazoa, Arthropoda, Insecta, Hymenoptera, Cynipidae. The record is from RefSeq and is a predicted model, not a curated record. Gene Ontology annotation, molecular function: protein kinase A regulatory subunit binding. Gene Ontology annotation, cellular component: cAMP-dependent protein kinase complex.